GCUCUCUCCCUCUCUCUCUCUCUCUCUCUCUCUCUUGCUCUCGCUCGCUCGUGCUCGCGCCUGCGAACUGCUCUCCGCCACCCGCGAGCGACUGCGAAAUAACUGAAGAUUCGCCGCCCCUCCCCUGCAAUCCGCGCUCCGCCGCCGACGACGGCGGAGGCAGGAGCUCCGCCGCCACCGCCACCACCACCUCCUCCGCUCGCGGAUCGAUCGCCUUCCCCCGCGCUCGCGCCACUUGCAGGUUUCCUGGUUUGCAUCUGAGUUUUGUCGGCUUGAGGUCCGUCGUCGGUAGAGUUAUGACCCCAAUAUUGGAUUGACCCGAUAAGGCUAGAUUAGCCUGUUGAAUGGGGAUUCAAACAAUGGCUUCACAAGGCGGCGGCGGCAGCAGCGGUAAUGCUGGAGGUGGCGGUGGCAAUAAUGGAAAAUCCACUGAAGUUCAGCCAUUGACUCGGCAGAAUUCAAUAUACAGUCUCACACUUGAUGAGGUUCAAAACCAGUUGGGUGAUUUAGGGAAGCCAUUGAGCAGCAUGAACCUGGACGAGCUUUUGAAGAAUGUCUGGACAGCUGAGGCCGGUCAGUCAAUGUUUAUGGAUGUUGAGGGCACGGCUGUGGCUAAUCAAAAUGCUCUCCCCCGUCAGGGAAGCGUUUCAUUAACUGGUGCAUUGAGCAAGAAGACAGUCGAUGAGGUAUGGAGAGAUAUACAGCAAAAUAAGAACAGGGAAGAAAAUAAAUCUAAGGAACGACAACCCACUUUAGGAGAAAUGACCUUGGAGGACUUCUUAGUAAAAGCAGGUGUUGUCGUUGAGUCAUCUUCGGAUAAAAGGAGCACAGGUAACAUUGGCGGGGUCGACCCCAGCAUUACACCACAAGUUCCUCCUCAAGGACAGUGGAUGCAGUACCCACAACCUCAGUUUGCUCACCCACAACAAAACAUAAUGGGUAUUUACAUGCCAGCUCAGACUAUGCCACAGCCUCUGCAAAUGGGAGCUGGUUCCAUGAUGGACCUUCCAUAUCCUGAUAACCAGCUUGCUUUACCUUCACCAUUGAUGGGAACAUUGUCAGAUUCACAGACAAGUGGUAGGAAAAGAGGCAUUCAUGAAGAUGUAGUAGAUAGGAGUGUUGAAAGGAGGCAAAAGCGCAUGAUAAAAAAUCGGGAAUCUGCAGCUCGUUCACGAGCAAGGAAGCAGGCUUACACAAGUGAACUGGAGAACAAAGUUUCACGGCUAGAAGAGGAAAAUGAAAGGCUGAGGAAACGAAAGGAGUUCGAGAUGCUGUUGCCAUGUGCACCCCCUCCUGAGCCAAAGUAUCAGCUGCGAAGAACUACAUCAGCCCCAUUUUGACAUCUGCUUCCGUAUGCUGUAUCUGAAGGUUCUGUAGAUAUAACGAUGCCUUCAUGGUUGGCUGAUUUGGUUUACCCGAGGAAGACAGAAAUUAAACCGAAGCCCGUCGAGUCGCGCAUUUCAGGUGCUUUCUAAUAACAUAGAAAUGAAACCAAAGCCCGUCAAGUCGCGUAUUUCAGGUGCUUUCUGAUAUUUGUCUGAGCCUUAAAAAAAUUUUGCUUAUAUUUAAUUCGCUUCCUUAGUGUGUCGAUGGGAUCAUUGUACUGUUUGUGAUUUUCUUAGUUGUGUAUCGCUGUGAGAAUUGUGAUUCUUAAGCAGUUUUGUAAGUAUUUGUAUCCUGUCAUUCUUGCCAGUAACCGCUUGAUCUCUUUGGUUGAGCUAUUCUCCUUCACGGGUUGCUGUGCUUGGUCUGAUCCAAUUGCCAAAUCCUGGGCGUUUGAUUUCUUCCCCUUCAACAAACAGUACCGAUUGUUAAUGCCAAAGGGGUUGUCGACAUUCUGAUAUAUUUUUUUUCCUCACCUCAGUCCAGCGAAAAGUCUGGAACUUCAUAUC
Messenger RNA from Eucalyptus grandis, 1892 nucleotides. Its product is annotated as ABSCISIC ACID-INSENSITIVE 5-like protein 2. The transcript is spliced from 4 exons. Lineage: Eukaryota; Viridiplantae; Streptophyta; Magnoliopsida; Myrtales; Myrtaceae. Gene Ontology annotation, cellular component: nucleus. The record is from RefSeq and is a predicted model, not a curated record. The coding region runs from base 345 to 1340 and encodes 331 amino acids. Gene Ontology annotation, biological process: positive regulation of DNA-templated transcription. Gene Ontology annotation, molecular function: DNA-binding transcription factor activity.